GGUCAUUUGGCAGUUCCUUUAAAGCUAUACGACAAACAAGUUGAACAAAAAUUCAAAACGCAGUGUAACUCAACAGUCCCUAGAAAAAAGAAAAGGAAAAGUGAAAGUAAAAGUAGAAAAAUAAAAAAAAAUUAACUCAACUAUAGCUAAAUCAACCAUUGCCAGUGCCGGUUGUCUGCUUGCCAGCCUUUUUGAGAAGACUCUUGAGGGCUCUUCUUCCUCUGUCUUUGUAUUUGCAUUGAGUGAAGGCGCCCCUAACUGCAGCCAUGGCUUGUCCUUACUUUCGUCGAGCCGACUCAUUGUCACGUCAACCUUCCGUGGUUGCGGAGCCUGCGGGCAAUUGGACCUUGGAAGAUGAGGAACCAUCGGGUGAUGCUCUAACGUUGACUCACUUACAAAUGGCCAUACAAUUGUUGACUGCACCUUCGAAUGAGGAUUUGAAUACUGCUGUAACAGCGCUGAUUUUAAAAUACCGCAAAAAUUGGCCAAAAAUUUCUAAAUUACGCAUCGAUUUGGGAACUUUGAAGACCUAUCCCAACUAUGAUUACUUGGCUGACAUUCAGGAAAUCCUCUUGGAAAUGGAUGAGUCCAGUGCCAGUGAAAUAUUGGUAUUGCUGGGCGAAGAACUCAUAACUUCAUGCUGCACUGGCAUCAUAGAAAGAGCAUUCCGUUGCUUGGGUACCGAGUUACAAGAAUUCUUGGGCUCCUUGGAUGGCGUAUACGAUGUAUUGAAAUUCCAAGAGGAAGAGGAUUCCAGUGACACCGGGUUUGUGUGUGCCGGUGAUGGUGAAUUAAUUUUCACUUCUGAACGUCCAGUUAUAGCCUGGCUUUUAUUGGGCUCUCUUAAAGCUUUGACAAGAAUUUUAUUCAAAGUUCAGGUGAACAUUAAAAUUGAGCCCGUAGAGGGUGAUAGUCGGCGCUAUCGUUACCUUUUCUCCUUGGCCAAAGAUGGUCAUGCUCGUGAGACUAGUGUUGUUGCCAAGGCGGAUGAAGUUGCUCCUACGCAACGCAGCAAUUCUACAAACGCUGCUGAUUUAGCAAUGAACUCAAGUACCUUUUGCAAGGCAUUUCCUUGGCAUUUUAUAAUGAAUGAGGAUUUGGAAUUGGUGCAGUUGGGACGCGGUUUCAGUAAAUUGUAUAAACCCUAUAUGGCUGAGGCUGGUUGUCAUGCUACCACAUAUUUCGAUUUUAAACGACCCAAAGGUUUGACUUUAAAAUUCCGGGACAUUGUUCGACGCACUUGUACACCAUUUUUGAUCGCUUUGAAGAGCCCACCGGAUGCAGCAGAAUUUACAGCAAAGGGUCUCGAGAUCAAAGGUCAAAUGGUGCACUGCCCCGAAUCGAAUUCGUUGCUUUUCAUGGGUUCUCCCUUCCUCGAUGGUUUGGAUGGCCUAACUUGCAAUGGACUUUUCAUCUCCGACAUACCAUUGCAUGAUGCCACCCGUGAGGUGAUAUUGGUGGGAGAACAGGCUCGUGCCCAAGAUGGUCUCAGGCGACGCAUGGACAAACUCAAGAGUUCCAUUGAAGAGGCCAAUGCUGCCGUUACCAAGGAACGUAAAAAGAAUGUCAGUCUUUUGCAUUUGAUUUUCCCAGCGGAAAUUGCCGAACGCCUCUGGUUGGGCGCCAGCAUUGAUGCAAAAACCUAUCCAGAUGUGACCAUACUGUUUAGUGACAUUGUGGGUUUCACCAGCAUCUGCUCAAGGGCAACUCCUUUCAUGGUCAUCAGCAUGUUGGAGAGUUUGUACAAGGAUUUCGAUGAGUUUUGCGAUAUGUUUGAUGUUUACAAGGUGGAGACAAUUGGAGAUGCCUAUUGUGUGGCCAGCGGUUUACAUCGAGCUUCGAUUUAUGAUGCCCAUAAAGUGGCAUGGAUGGCUUUGAAGAUGAUUGAUGCAUGUUCGAAGCACAUAACCCAUGAUGGAGAGCAGAUUAAAAUGCGUAUAGGUCUACAUACAGGAACUGUACUGGCCGGAGUGGUAGGCCGUAAAAUGCCACGUUAUUGCCUGUUUGGGCAUAAUGUGACCAUUGCCAAUAAAUUUGAGUCCAGCAGUGAGGCAUGCCGUAUUAAUGUUAGCCCCACCACAAGGGAAUGGCUUAUAAAACAUCCUGGCUAUGAGUUUGAUUUGAAAGCACGCGAUCCUUCUUUGCUGCCUAAGGAAUUUCACAAUGCCGACAAUGGCACCUGCUACUUUAUGGAUAACUAUCGCCAUUUCUCUAUGGAUGAAAGUUUACCCUUGGAUGAGCACAUUACUGCAGCCAUGAAGUCCAUACAACCUCAACUGGCCGAAUCUUAAGUCAAUGAUCGAAGCUCUUUAUUUUGAUAGAUAUAUCUAAAGCUUGUCCCAAAGCUCAAAUGCUUCGAAACAUUUUUGAGUGCCAGCUGGCAUUCUUUGAGAAAUUUUUAAAUGCUUAGACAUUUCAAAAGAAAUCAGAAACAAACCUAAAAGCACUGUUGGUUAAUUAAACAAACAAAAAACCGUGGUACAUAUAACAUAACUAGAAUUUAUUCAAUAAACUCAACUUUCAUUCAAUA
Stomoxys calcitrans (stable fly) is the source of this 2530-nucleotide messenger RNA. RefSeq names its product head-specific guanylate cyclase (gene Gycalpha99B). Gene Ontology annotation, molecular function: guanylate cyclase activity; heme binding. NCBI's taxonomy places the organism in Eukaryota, Metazoa, Arthropoda, Insecta, Diptera, Muscidae. Bases 267 to 2291 code for a protein of 674 amino acids. Gene Ontology annotation, biological process: cGMP biosynthetic process; response to oxygen levels. Gene Ontology annotation, cellular component: guanylate cyclase complex, soluble. The record is from RefSeq and is a predicted model, not a curated record. The transcript is spliced from 8 exons.